Capra hircus (goat) is the source of this 9184-nucleotide messenger RNA. It is a transcript of the gene CTNNA3, whose product is annotated as catenin alpha 3. The record is from RefSeq and is a predicted model, not a curated record. Gene Ontology annotation, cellular component: fascia adherens; adherens junction. The transcript is spliced from 18 exons. Gene Ontology annotation, molecular function: beta-catenin binding; actin filament binding; cadherin binding. Bases 181 to 2886 code for a protein of 901 amino acids. NCBI's taxonomy places the organism in Eukaryota, Metazoa, Chordata, Mammalia, Artiodactyla, Bovidae. Gene Ontology annotation, biological process: cell migration; cell-cell adhesion.
UUCUUUCUCAUCCUGGGUGAAUGACGCUCAGCUGAAGUGACUGCCCCACUGCCACUGCCUCUCAAUUUGGUACUCUGCAACUCUGUGGCUAACCAAGAAGUCUUAUUUUCUUUCCUCCCCCAAAAUCUUUUCGGAAAAUUUCCUACAAGAGCCGAAUUUUAAGCACAUUUACUCUAUAGGAUGCAACAGAAAGGCAGCAUGUCAGCUGAAACACCAAUCACACUGAGUAUCAAUCCUCAGGAUCUGCAGGUCCAGACAUUCACUGUAGAGAAACUACUGGAGCCUCUCAUAAUCCAGGUUACUACACUUGUAAAUUGUCCCCAGAAUCCUUCCAACAGGAAAAAAGGACGUUCAAAAAGAGCCAGAGUCCUUCUAGCUUCGGUGGAGGAAGCAACUUGGAAUUUAUUAGACAAGGGAGAGAAGAUCGCUCAGGAAGCCACAGUUUUAAAGGAAGAACUUACUGGGGCGCUUGAGGAAGUUCGCAAAGAAAGUGAAGCUCUGAAAGUAUCAGCUGAGAGAUUUGCAGAUGACCCCUGUUAUCUCCCGAAAAGGGAAGCUGUGGUUCAGGCUGCCCGUGCCUUGCUGGCUGCAGUUACCAGACUCCUUGUCCUCGCAGAUAUGAUUGAUGUCAUGUGUCUCUUGCAGCACGUGUCAGCUUUUCAAAGGACGUUUGAAUCUCUUAAAAAUGUUUCCAACAAAUCUGACCUCAAGAAAACCUACCAGAAGCUUGGGAAGGAGCUUGAAAAUCUGGACUAUUUAGCCUUCAAACGUCAGCAGGACCUAAAAUCCCCAAUACAGAGGGAUGAAAUUGCAGGUGCCCGGGCCUCACUGAAGGAGAACUCCCCCAUACUGCAUUCAAUUUGUUCAGCUUGUUUGGAACAUUCUGAUGUUGCAUCCCUUAAAGCUAGCAAGGACACCGUUUGUGGAGAAAUUCAGAAUGCCCUCAAUGUAAUUUCAAAUGCUUCACAGGGCAUCCAGAACAUGUCAGCCCCACCAGAGCCUCAGGCAGCAACACUGGGCGGUGCUCUUGAUGAGCUUGAGAGUUUAAUUGUCUUGGAUCCACUCACAGUGACUGAGGAGGAAAUAAGACCGUCCCUAGAGAAACGCCUUGAAGCCAUUAUCAGCGGGGCUGCUCUGUUGGCCGACUCUUCCUGCACAAGAGAUUUCCAUCGGGAGCGGAUUAUUGCAGAAUGUAACGCCAUUCGCCAGGCUCUCCAGGACCUGCUUUCAGAGUACAUGAACAAUACUGGAAAAAAGGAAAGGAGUAAUACCCUCAAUAUUGCAAUAGAAAACAUGUGUAAGAAGACAAGAGACCUUCGCAGACAGCUCCGUAAGGCUAUCAUAGAUCAUGUGUCAGACUCUUUUUUGGAUACAACAGUCCCACUUCUGGUUCUCAUUGAAGCUGCCAAGAAUGGCCGGGAAAAGGAAAUAAAAGAAUAUGUUGCAAUAUUCCGUGAACACACCAGCAGGCUUGUAGAGGUGGCAAAUCUUGCUUGUUCCAUGUCAACAAAUGAAGAUGGGAUUAAGAUUGUCAGAGUUGCUGCCAAUCACCUGGAAACCUUGUGUCCACAGAUUAUUAAUGCUGCACUGGCUUUGGCUGCAAGACCCAAAAGUCAAGUGGUCAAAAAAACCAUGGAAAUGUACAAGCGCACGUGGGAGAAUCAUAUCCAUGUCCUCACUGAAGCUGUAGAUGACAUUACAAGCAUUGAUGACUUCCUGGCUGUAUCUGAGAGCCAUAUCUUAGAAGAUGUCAACAAAUGUAUCAUAGCCUUGAGAGACCAGGAUGCUGAUAAUCUAGACCGAGCUGCAGGUGCUAUCAGAGGACGGGCAGCAAGAGUUGCUCACAUUGUCACAGGUGAAAUGGACAGUUACGAGCCAGGGGCUUACACAGAAGGUGUGAUGAGAAAUGUGAACUUUCUGACAAGCAGUGCAAUUCCUGAAUUUGUAACACAAGUCAAUGUUGCCUUGGAAGCCUUAAGUAAAAACUCUUUGGAUGUGUUUGAUGAUAGUCAAUUCGUGGACAUCUCAAAGAAGAUCUAUGAUACAAUUCAUGAUAUCAGAUGUUCAGUCAUGAUGAUUCGGACUCCAGAAGAACUAGAGGAUGUUUCUGACCUGGAAGAGGAUCAUGAUGUCCGCAGUCACACCAGCAUUCAGACUGAAGGGAAAACUGACCGGGCUAAGAUGACUCAAUUGCCUGAAGCAGAAAAGGAAAAGAUUGCUGAGCAAGUUGCUGACUUCAAGAAAGUGAAGAGCAAGCUGGAUGCUGAAAUUGAGAUAUGGGAUGAUACGAGCAAUGAUAUCAUUGUUCUGGCCAAGAAGAUGUGUAUGAUCAUGAUGGAGAUGACAGACUUCACAAGGGGCAAAGGACCACUGAAGCAUACAACUGAUGUGAUCUACGCAGCUAAAAUGAUAUCAGAAUCAGGAUCAAGGAUGGAUGCCCUUGCUCGGCAGAUUGCCAACCAGUGCCCGGAUCCAUCAUGCAAACAGGACUUGUUGGCCUACCUGGAACAGAUUAAGUUCUACUCUCACCAGCUGAAGAUCUGCAGUCAAGUUAAAGCUGAGAUUCAGAACCUGGGGGGAGAGCUUAUCAUGUCAGCGUUGGACAGUGUCACCUCCCUGAUCCAAGCAGCCAAAAAUUUAAUGAAUGCUGUAGUGCAAACAGUGAAAAUGUCUUACAUUGCCUCAACCAAGAUCAUCCGAAUUCAGAGUCCCACUGGGCCCCGGCACCCAGUUGUGAUGUGGAGAAUGAAGGCUCCUGCAAAAAAGCCCUUGAUUAAAAGAGAGAAACCAGAGGAAACUUAUGCAGCUGUCAGACGAGGCUCAGCAAAGAAAAAAAUCCACCCAGUGCAAGUCAUGAGUGAAUUCAGAGGAAGACAAGUCUACUGAAACCACUGUUCUACUCUAGUGUGUAUAUUACAAAGUCCUGCCUAAACACACACUCCUUCAUUUUGACACUUGAUUAGUUCUGUAAGUUCACUAACUUAGAAUUUAACCCACAGAUAAUGUAGAAGAUUGAAACCCUAACCCACAUGAGCAACAUAUAUUUGGGAUCUUGUCAUUGUCGUUUCUGUAUGGCCAACAUAUGCUUAUUGAAUGAAUGAAAUCUCCAGGUGUCAUUCAGCCUUUCUCAGCACAGAAUAUCUUAUAUUCAUUUCUCAAGUGAGUCCUGUUCAUCCAUAAUAGGUUAAGUAUACUCACCCUUUUCAAUUAAAUUCACCAUUUGAAUUAAAACAUUGACAUGAGCUCUUGACUUGGUUUUCAAUGCAAACAAAAGAUUUCAUAAAAAUACUUUCCAAUUUAAUCUCCACAUAUGUCAUUUAUCUCAUCUAACCUGGCAGAUGUGUGAUUCCUUCAACAGGGGAAAAAAAAAUCAAUCUGUAGAUAUUUGUAACGACUGUCAACUGAUUGGGCUAAUAUCCAUCAGAAACUAAACAGGUAUGAACAGCCAAGCUACUUCUGGAUUUUCAGUGUCUGUCUUGAUUAUUUAUGAAACAAUUAACAUUACAAAAGUUAUGAGUUUUCAUGUCACAAAUGUGUGUGUUUCAGAGUUCCAUUGUGUUCAACGGUUGUGCACACUGAGUUUUGGGUUUAAGAAGGUUCACCAGAAUACAUAUUAAUAUAUGGAGGAAGAGUUAUCCUCCAUUGAGGAUAUGGGCAUCUAACUAUAUCCCCAAGUAAGUUAUGAUACAAGAAGUGCAAAGAGUUGUGCAUGACUCUAAAACUUUAUUUGUAUCAGCUUGCAAGUAUAAUUAACAGGAAAAGACCAAUUUGAGAAACCUUUUGAUAUUGAGUAAAAUAUAACUCAAAAAAUAUGAGCAAAUUGUACCACUGAACUAUGAAGUAGAGUUAAAGAAGCUGAAGUGAUUUUGAUCACAUGUUUUACAAUAAAAGUCAUUCAGGUCACUUUCAACUACCAUCAUUGCUCAUUCCUAGUUGAGUUCAUAAUGGAUGUUGUAACAGUUUCAGAGACUAGUGCAAUGCUUCUCUUUCUACUCCCAUCUCUCUUUGGAGGAGUCAACUUUCAGUUUUAUUUUUUCUUCAUGCAUAGAAUUCCCAUUCCUAGGAUUUCAAACAUGCCUUUCCUAUUCUACUCUAUCAAAAUUAUACCAAAAUUAUGAGUUCACUUUGUAAUAAAUCACCAUUAAUGGAUUUUUUCAACAACCAUGUCAUCAUAGUUUGACAAGGUAAAGUUUAAACAUACACCUUAAGUUGAUGAUCGGAGGACUAGUUUGGGUAAAAGAAUGUGUGAAACACAAGGAUGCAUAAAAGUUGAGAGCAUGAUGUGUAUGCUGUUGAGCAAAUGGGAACACAUUUAAUUGUUCAUUAUAAUUUAUAAUCAUUCAUUAUAAAUUAUGAGAAAAAUGCAAACUUUUCAUUGUAUUCUAUUUUUCUUCCACAAUGCUCAGUUUCCUGGGCUAAGUAAGUGCACUUUCUAAGAGCAAAAGCUAUAAACUUCUUCCUGUGGGCAAGUAUGCAUAGUAUGCAUAGUUGAAACUGAGUAUGCACUGGCCCACAAUAAUUAUUCUGAACAGAGUCUACUCCCUGAAUGAAAAAGCAGUGCGUAAAGGAAUCAGAGAAUCCAAAUAAUUGUUUUCCAAAACUAGCUAGCUAACUGGGGCAAAACAGGGGAUUUCUUUGUUGAAAAGUUCCCAUCAUUUUCUGUUCUACGAGGACGUUACAAGAGUUACAUCUAUCACACUCUCUCAGAAGUGAGAAAAUAAUUUAUUUAAAAAUGAUCAAACUAGUAUAUCUUAGCUUCUAAGCCAUACACUCAAGAAUAAUGAGUCUCGUUUACAAAAUCUAGUAUCUGUCUGCUUCUAUACCAGCCUUCCACAGCUUUGAGUUUAGGAGGCAGCAUUGGAUGCCAAAACAAUAUAAACAACUUGAAAUUAUAUGAUUAUCAAAUAAUCUCUGUAUCUAUCUUUAAAAAAUGACUCUUUACCCAAAAUGAGAUGUGAAAAAGUCCCCCUCUUCAAAACAGAUGGUUGCCAGCUUAGCUUAAAGCAAACAACUAUAAUUAAGGAAAACGUAAUAAUAGUAAAAAAAAAAUUACCUUGGAGAAUGUCCCAGGAGUAACGCCUGUUGCAGUAAUCAAAGAUGCAAUAAGAACAAGAUAAGCAGAGCUGAGAAAGACAUCUGUCCACCUGACUCAAUUCCCGCAGUGUGCAGCGUCUCACAGUCUAAUUCAAUUCAAGCCUGCUAAUAGUAUAAUACUUAUAAGCAAAAUUAGCAGCAAAUACAUUAACAAAUCCUUGCAUUAUAAAACAUAGUUAAAUGAAUCUAAUCAGUAUGUAUGAAGAUGGUGUAUACAUUUAUAACUGAGCUCUGCUUCUGUAGGGGAAUGACUGAAAUUUCCUAAUGAUAGUGAUUGCCCAUCUAUGCACCUUUUUAAAUCACAUCACAGAGAUUUGUGCUUCUUCUAAUGAUACUUUGCUUUAUCUUGCUAAUCAAAACUCACCUUUUUCCUUUAGUGAAAUCAAUUUAUGUAGGAAAAAAUUAUUUGAGAGGGAGGAGAGGGAAUAUAUCACCUAGAAUGACAGUUCCAACCUGGUUAGCCACUAGCAUCACUGGCAAACAUUGAACUGAAAUCAGAAGGUAGCAAAGGUCUUUGAAAUCAUAAUCUACUAAAGAAUUUUUAGUUGAAAAACUGGAAGGUUUUCAUCAAAUUGGAAAGAUGAUAAAUAUAAAUCUUUCCAGUAUACUUAUCACAAGUGGAAAUUAAUAAAUUAAAAUAUUUCUUACUUUCUAAUGGACUCAAUAAAUGAGUCUGGAAAAAAUUCAAACACUUAAUUUCUAAGGAAAUUUUUAAAUUAUUCCCUUUGUAGUUGUCUUAUGACAUUAAUAAAAACUGUGAAUAUAUUAGAUGCAAUAUUCUUAAAAUUGCCUCUGCUCUUUGCAAAUCUCUUAAUUUAUCAAUGUUAACAUAUAUGUUCCCCCAUAAAAUUCCUUCUGUAUGAAGGGUAAGUACCCCCACGACUAAAACAGAAAGGUCUGCUUCAUCAGGCUGACAUUGUUGCACACUUAACAGCUUCAAAGGAGGUCAGUUUUCAAGUCACAUUAAAACAAGACAAAAUUGGGGACACACAGUUAAGUGCCCAAUUUGGGCCUCAAAUCUAAUAAUUAGUGCUCCUCAAAUUUUAAUGAGCAGCUGAAAAGACUAAUAUCUAACAGUAGAGGUAUUUCCAAUGGCUUCUUACACCUUUACUUUAAGGGUGGUCUUUGCAUCUCAUCAUCCUUGAGCUUGUAGCUUCCUAUUAACUGCUAACAGUUUGCUACUAGAAUGACAGUCAGGCAUGCUCAUCCCAGUCAAUUACUCCCAAAUAAUGUGCUUUCCUCUUAGUCCGUGCACCAAAAAUCUCUCAUCACCUUUUAGGAGUCCAUCCCAUAUAUCAAUUGAUUAAUAGCAUUCUAGCUAAAAUUAUUAGCUUAAAAUCCCAAUGGCAUUAUCCUUUUUUUUUUUUUUCCUUCCUAUUCCAAAAAACAUUCUUACCUUUUUUGAUGUCAAAUCCACACUUCUCUGCUAGGGAUUGUGGUUCCCAUGGAUACACACUUUUUAUAGUGGUAGAAUGAGUAGAAUGAGAUGGAGACUUUUCCUGGUCAUAUUUAGCCUUCUCUAGUGAACUCACUGCAGAACUGUUUCACUGUCACUGUGAUUUUCUAGGUCAGCAAAGCAAGCACCAGAAUAUGAAAUUGAAUGAAAUCCAUACUUUCUUUUGUCAGCCUGCCUUUUGUUAAGAUUGUCUGUCUAUUGCAUAUUUAGGUAGCAAAUAACCAUUUUUCUCUUUGGAAGGUCAGAAAUAUUUUUAUUUGACUUGGUCAGAAAAUUUAGGGGAAUCCAGUUAAAAGAAAAUAACUUGAAUAUUAUUUUAAUAAUUCUUUUUAAGUUGACAAAAAUGUGCAACCUGGAAAAUGUGUAUUUACAUAUAAUUUUUCAUUUAUAUAUCACAUGCCAGAAAGCAACACUUAAUCAGACAAAAACCCUAUUGCAUUUUUUUCAUAACCCCCUUCCCAUACCAUUAGAAUAUCAUUAUUAUUAGUAUUUUGCAUUGUUUUACUACCAAAUAAACAAGUCAGGCCUAAUGACAGAAAAGCCUACGCACAAAGUAGUUUAAAGUUUUCAUUUUGGUUCUUUGGGUCUAUUAGAAUAGAAAAAUGUAGAUGUUGUUAAAACCAGGUUUAAGCAACUAAAGAUGUCCUAAUCAAGGUGUUAAUACUAUCCUAGAUAUCUAAAAAUGAGAGAGAAGAAUUAAAAUUUUAAAUGUAUUUUUUGCCAUUUUAACUAAUUUACAUGAACAAGAAACAUUUUCUAUUAAAGCAAAAGAAUAAUUUCCUAUGUUCGUCAUUAUACAUGUGAAUUUUCCCCCCACCAAGAUAGAGAGGACCUAUUCUUGAACAUUGUUAAAGAAGAUAAUACUAAUUGAGAGAACCACUUCUAAAGAGAACCCAAUCUUACCUUCAGAUGGUAGAUGGUUUGGUCUGGCCUUUAUGUAGCUUGUGGGAUGAGAUAUUCAUGGCUAUAGGCUGGCUUCUAGGAUCCCAAAACUCCCACUGGUUUAUGAGAACAAAACCCAAGGACUGACCUUCAAAAUGAACAAGUUGGAGGAAAAAAAUCAGUAAGUACAGAGCAGUUAAAAGAAAGUAGGUAAAUGACAGAGGUGGAGAAGGGAAUAAGAAAGGUAGUUGCUGAAGCAGUGAACUUUUAUACCAGAGAGAGGAAGAGUUCUGUGAAGAUUUGGCAACCUCCUCCUGAGGAAGAUUUUAAGGAUAAGACGGGGCACUUGUCUUAGGCGGUUUGGAAUGAAGUCAGGUCAGGGCAGGAGGACACAUUGUGUAACUUUUGAGGAUCAUUUAGUGAUAUUGUUUGCAAGAUGAGAAGCAGAAAUCCAGACAAUUUCCUAGGCUGAUGAUGGGUGAAAUUCUUACCAGUAUCAGAGUGAAUCAAGACAUUAUAUAUUUAACAAAUAUUUGUUGAGCAAUGUUGAUGUUCCAAACACUACCCUAGGUUCUUAGGAUACAUCAGAUAACAAAACAGUGAUUCUUGCCAUGAGCUAAGUCUAUGGUAAAUGCUAAGUCUAAGGUAAACCUUACUUAAUUUUUUUAAGUAACCCUAUGUGAUAAACAUUAUCAGUUCUAUUCCUUGGAUAAAGAAAGUAAGGAUAUGGAUCUUGCUACAAAACUCAUUGGCUUUAAAAUCUGUUUGCAAUGUAGAGUCUGAACUUUUAGCCAUCACAGCCAGAUUUCCUCGAAAAUGAGAUGGGAUUUUUCAGGUGAAAAUGAGAUACACAUUUCAAAUGCUGGCUGAGUUCCUAUGUAAGAACAAAGGGAUCAAACCUUUGUGCACACACACACAUACACACAUACAUACAUACACACACCCUCCACAUCAUUGAUAGGUAUAUAAGUAAUUAACUGAAUAUUAUCACCUCUAAUAACUGAACAAAGACAAUCAGGUAUAUAAGGAAUGAAUAUCUCAUCUAUGUGAUCUGAAAUCAAAUGAAAACACCAAAUUACCUUCCAUAGAAGUGAAAUCUUCCAUGGAGAUGUAUGUUUAAAACCCAUCUUUAGCAUCAAUUGGUAACAAAUAUUUGUAGACACAAUUUCUUUCCUUCUUUACUGCUAAUAUGUAUAUAUGUGUUUAAAGUUAUGGAUCCCAUGGGAGGACUGGCCAAGGAUUACUGAAAUAAGGUAAAAUUUCCUUGAAUUCUAAACUGACUGAGCCAUAGGAAAUGUAAGUUUCCGUCUUUAUCGAGGUAACAAAAUGAAUACAAUAUGUACCUGACUGUAAGCAAAUUCAAUUCUUUGACUUUACAUGAUCCUUCUUCCUAGAGACAGCUGAAGGCUAGGCUCUCCCUCUUGCCCCUAUUGCUUGCGAUACCUCUCCUUCUCAGGCCUGGGGUAGUUGACUUCCUGGUCUUUCUUAAAGUGGAGUCAGAAAUGUUUCCUUUAAGUGUGAAUGUAUUUAUUUGGGGUCUUCACUUUUGAGUACCUGGUGCCUCAGAAUGAUGGUGCCUAUUCCCAACUGUCAUAAAAAGAAGCUCCAGAAGGAAGUUCUUUUAAAAGAGGCUCAGAUUUCUAACAACCAUCUCUAAACAUCUCUUCAAUGCAGGACAUAUAUUAUAGCAGCUAUCUAAAUGGUACUAGCAGAAUACUAAUUCUGCUCAUGUCCUCUGUUUUCAUUCCAAAU